AUGAGCAGAGACAGCUCCUUGGAUAACAACCCCAUGGAGGACUCCCAGGAUUUAGAGGAGACAUGCCAGGCAUUCAAGGAUAUUCGCAAAUACUUCUCUGAGGAAGAGUGGGCAAAGCUGGGAAACUCAGAGAAAAGAACUUGUGUGUGCAUGAAGAGAAACUAUGAAAUCAUGACUCGUCUAGGUUUCAUGACCAACUGCCCAGAUUUCAUGCGUCCUAAGAAUUGGACCACAAAAUCUCCUGAAUGUGAUUCUGAUGAAGAUCAAAACCCCGGGAAUCAGGGUUCCUUUCAAGCUGCUGCCCCAGUGCUGGAGCUCAGAGGAUCCAGGAAAGAAGAGACUAAUGCCUGGCUUGGCAGGCUGAGGGAAAGAAAGAACUAUGUUGUGUAUGAAGAGAUCAGUGACCCGGAGGAAGAUGACUAAGGAUGUGACAAGUGCCCAUGAAGAGAAGCAGAACCUGGUGGCCCUUCAUGACCAUGGGCACGACUGUGAACUACUGGCCACCAGGGGUGCAGCAAUUAAAAGAAAA
Messenger RNA from Eptesicus fuscus (big brown bat), 529 nucleotides. RefSeq names its product putative protein SSX6. Gene Ontology annotation, biological process: regulation of DNA-templated transcription. The transcript is spliced from 5 exons. The record is from RefSeq and is a predicted model, not a curated record. NCBI's taxonomy places the organism in Eukaryota, Metazoa, Chordata, Mammalia, Chiroptera, Vespertilionidae. Bases 1 to 423 code for a protein of 140 amino acids. Gene Ontology annotation, cellular component: nucleus.